AUGCGAACUGAAGAUAAUGAAAUGUACGAAAGUUUGUUUUACAUUAUGAUGAAGCCUUUUCCGGAUAGAUAUGAUGAAGAAAUCGUGGAACCUCCUAGCGAAAAGAAAACCGAAGCCAAUUUCUUACUAGAACGCGAGAUACUGAUCGCCAAAGAACACGAGAAUCAGAAGGAGCUUCUUCGAAAAUCGCAAAUUUCCGAAAGAAAGCUACACCGACAAAAAUUCUACGAAAAGAUUGACCCCCGAGACAUAAAACCGGAAACGUUUUGGAUCUCUUCAUUGCAAUCCACAACCAUGUGCCCUAACGUGAGAGAUAUUCUCAGCGGCAUAGAACCGGAAAGCUUUAAAGAUGCGGAAG
Acaulospora morrowiae is the source of this 358-nucleotide messenger RNA. NCBI's taxonomy places the organism in Eukaryota, Fungi, Glomeromycota, Glomeromycetes, Diversisporales, Acaulosporaceae. The record is from the annotation of a GenBank genome assembly.